This is a messenger RNA of Balaenoptera musculus (blue whale), 2660 nucleotides long. RefSeq names its product melanophilin (gene MLPH). Gene Ontology annotation, biological process: intracellular protein transport. The coding region runs from base 176 to 1954 and encodes 592 amino acids. Gene Ontology annotation, cellular component: cortical actin cytoskeleton. Gene Ontology annotation, molecular function: actin binding; small GTPase binding; myosin binding. The record is from RefSeq and is a predicted model, not a curated record. NCBI's taxonomy places the organism in Eukaryota, Metazoa, Chordata, Mammalia, Artiodactyla, Balaenopteridae. The transcript has 16 exons.
GCACCCUGCGCCCUGCCUGGCCCGUAUCUGCCUUCCUGGCCUCAACGCGCCGCGACCCGACGCCCGGCCCGUCGCCUCGCUCUCCCUAGCAGGACCGCAGAGAGCAACCCCGGGGUCCGGGCCAGGCCGACACGCCCCCGGAAAGGAGUCGGUGUGACCCUGACGAGAAGCAGAGAUGGGGAAAAAACUGGAUCUUUCCACGCUCACGGAUGAAGAGGCCAAGCACGUCUGGGAAGUAGUUCAACGGGACUUUGACCUUCGAAGGAAAGAAGAGGAGAGACUAGAGGGUCUGAAAGGCAAGAUUAAGCAGGAAAACUCCAAGAGGGAGCUGCUUCCGGACACGGCCCACCUGAGCAACACCCACUGCGCCCACUGCCUGCUGCCCUACCGGCUCCUCGAGACGCCCAAGAGGCAAUGCCUGGACUGCGGCCUCUUCACCUGCAAAGGCUGCGGCCACACCCCGGAGGAGCAGGGCUGGCUCUGCGACCCCUGCCACCUGGCCAGGCAGGUGAAGAGGGGUUCCCUGGAGUGGUACUACGGGCAUGUGAGAGCCCGCUUCAAGCGCUUCGGGGGUGCCCAGGUAGUCCGGUCCCUCUGCGGGCGGCUGCAGGGAGCAGGUUUACCUGACCGAGUGCAGAGCUCACCUGACGUCAACAGUGGGCCUGAGCCAGGCCCCGGGGGGAGAAGUGGAGACAGUGAGAAGAUGGAUGAAGACAGAGAACAGGACACAGUGGCCCAGGCCCAGCCCGCUGGAAGCAAAUCAGUCUGGCCCUCCCUCCCUCUCCUCUUUCCCGCAUCCCUUCCUGCUCGGAAGAAGCGCGUCCUCCCCGUUCACGGCCUGGACUUCGAGGCAGACUCUGACGACUCCACUCCGUCCUGCGGGCCCCCCGCAAGCCUGUCCUUGGUCUCAGGGGCCGCGGACAACCUGCAGGCCCUCACAGAUGAGCCCUGCACAGAGGAGACCACCUCCCAGGAGCCUGUGGUCCUGGACGAGGCUGAUGCCAGGGCCUCUGGGUGCCACUCCUGUCCAGAAGGGCAGAUGGCCAGCCUCUCGCCUGCCGGACCAGACGCCCUCGCUGAGCUCUGCCUGCCGGGAGAGUCUUGCACGACGGCCCCGGGGACCACUGCGACACCUGGAACAAAUGUCCUCGGGAAUGAGCAGCUCCCAUCCCACUAUCUGGCCGACGUGGACACCUCGGAUGAAGAAAGCAUCUGGGCUCAGAGGGUGGCAUCUCACCAUCCCAGACGAAGAGGCCAGACCUUGUCUGAGAACCAGUGUCCCGCUGGCAGCAAGCCCACAGACGCCGACGUGGAAGAGGUGGCCCUAAGGAGAAGACUGGAGGACUUGAUCAGCCACGUCAGUGACCAGCGGGCCUCAUCCGAGGAGGAGGGCGAGGGUGACGGGGCGGAGCCGGGCGGCAGCACCCCCGUCGAGCACCUCCCCGGGGCCGCCCAGGAGGUGUGCACGGCUGCAGGCCAAACGCCCAGCCGGGAGAAGGGGCCCCGGGCCCCCCAGGACCCCGUGCAGCCCAGCAGGACCACAGACAAGGAGCUGUCGCAGCUGGAGGACAGAGUGGCCGCCACGGCCUCUGAGGUGCAGCGGACAGAGAGCGAGGUUUCAGAUAUCGAGUCCAGGAUUGCAGCCUUGCAGGCUGCAGGGCUCACUGUGAGGACCUCGGCAAAGCCCCGGAGGAAAUCCAACCUCCCGGUAUUUCUUCCCCGGCUUGUUGGGAAGUUUGGCCAGAGUCCUAAGGAUCCGAAUGCAGACCCUUCGGAUGAGGUCAAGGUUGUGGCUGCACCCUAUCUUGUGAGGGGAAAGCUCGGUAAUUACCCCAAAAGUCAAGACAAAGAUGAUGACUCCUUCGAUCGGAAAUCCGUGUCCCGCGGAUCCCUGACACAGAGAAACCCCAACGGCAGGAAGGGAACCGCCAACCACAGCUUUGCGCCCAUUUGAUGAGGGCCGGUGUCAUUGACCCAUAGCUGGGGAAAGAGAGGCAGAGAGAGACUGAGUAAAAAAAACCCGGCAGGGGGUUGACGGAUGCCUUCUGACCAGCAAGCCCAUGUGUGCAGCUGUGUGCAUCUUUGUGCUCUCCCGUGUGUGUGUGCCUGUGUACGUGCCCGUGUGUGUUUUUAUGUACACACAGUCAUACAACUAAGUGCGUGUCUACCUGUGUGCACACCUGUGUGUUUAUGUGUUCCUCUGCGCUCGCCCGUGUAUCUGUGUGCAUGCCUGCAUGAGUGUGCACGUGCGCUCGCCCGUGUAUCUCUGUGCCCAUGCCUGCAUGAGUGUGCACGUGCUCUCGCCCGUGUAUCUCUGUGCCCACGCCUGCAUGAGUGUGCACGUGCUCUCACCCGUGUAUCUCUGUGCCCACGCCUGCAUGAGUGUGCACGUGCUCUCACCCGUGUAUCUCUGUGCCCACGCCUGCAUGAGUGUGCACGUGCGCUCGCCUGUGUAUCUCUGUGCCCACGCCUGCAUGAGUGUGCACGUGCGCUCGCCCGUGUAUCUCUGUGCCCAUGCCUGCAUGAGUGUGCACGUGCUCUCGCCCGUGUAUCUCUGUGCCCAUGCCUGCAUGAGUGUGCACGUGCUCUCGCCCGUGUAUCUCUGUGCCCAUGCCUGCAUGAGUGUGCACGUGCUCUCGCCCGUGUAUCUGUGUGCAUGC